Molecule: messenger RNA, 1636 nt
Organism: Phragmites australis (common reed)
Lineage: Eukaryota; Viridiplantae; Streptophyta; Magnoliopsida; Poales; Poaceae
Exons: 2
Coding region: 162-1514 (450 amino acids)
Source: RefSeq, a predicted model, not a curated record
UGCAAGCAGCAGGAGCCUUCCUGCAAUGGCAGCCGCCUCAUGUAGAGGCGUUGACAUUCUGCGACCUCCACGCAGCAGCAUGGAGCUUCGUCCACCCUCCCAACGAACGCCGACUCCCGUUAUAAGCGUAGCAAGGCACGUCGAUCGGGCGCGUGCCAGGCAUGAAGCCCGUGACCUCGCCCGGCGAGCCGGGCCUCCUCCCCGCCGGCUCCCGGCGCCGCCGCCUGGCCGCGGUGCUCGUACCGCUGCUACUCUUCCUCGCCGCCGAGCUCGCCUCGCCCCGCCUCAUCCCCCCGCUCUCGUUGCUCGCGCCUCUUGACGACGCUUCUUCUUCCCCGCCUCCGCCGCCGCGUCGGGAGGAGCAGCCGCAGAGGGUGGCGGUGUGCCUGGUGGGCGGCGCCCGGCGGUUCGAGCUCACGGGCCCGUCCAUCGCGCGCCACGUCCUGGCGCAGCUCCCCGCAGGCGCCACCGACGUGUUCCUGCACAGCCCGCUCGACGCCGACGCAUACAAGCUCUCCGCCCUCGCGCGCGCCGCGCCGCCCGGAGUCUCGCUGGCCGCCGUGCGCGUGUUCCGGCCGCAGGCCAUCCGCGAGACAGUGGCGCGGGUGCGCACGCUCACCGCGCUCAACUCGCCCAGAGGCAUCCAGGGCCUGCUGCGGUAUUUCCAUCUGGUGGAGGGUUGCCUGGACAUGAUCCGCCAGCGCGAAUCUCGAGGCAACUUCACCUACUCCUGGAUCCUCCGCACGCGCGUCGACGGCUUCUGGUCCGCCCCGCUCGACCCCACCGACGCCUUCCACCCCGCCGCCUACGUCGUGCCCGAGGGCUCCCGCUUCGGCGGCCUCAACGACCGCCUCGGCGCCGGCUGCCGCGCCGACUCGGACGUCGCGCUCCCCCGCCUCUCUGCGCUCCCGCGCCUCGCCGCCGCGGGCUACCGCAACCUCAACUCAGAGUCCGCCUUCCGGGCGCAGCUCCGGGUGGCCCGCGUGCCGGCCCGGGAGCACCGGUUCCCGUUCUGCGUGCUCAGCGACCGGACCUAUUCGUUCCCGCCGUGGUACAGGUCCGCCGUGCCGGUGGCGUCGCUGGGGAGCCCGGGACCGCUCAGCGGGGCCAAGUGCCGGCCAUGCCGCCCCGCCUGCCGCGGCGGGUGCGUGGCGCGGUACGCGGCGCGGCUGCUCCGCUGGUGGAGCUGGACGGAGUGGCGGAACGGGACGCUGGAGCUUUGCGACGCGAGCGGGCCGUGGGAGCAAGGGUGGGAGGCGCUGUUCGACGAGGUCGCCGGCGCGGAGGCCGCGGCGGUCCGGCGGAGGGUGGCACGGAUGGGCGCGGAGGAGUGCGUGGCGGAGAUGGAGGCACUCAAGGCGCAAGCGGAGCGGUGGGACGCGCCGAGCCCCCCCGAGAUAUGCCGCCUCGGACGGCUCGGUGUCCGAUCGCCGACGGCGAGUCGCCCCGGCUCUUCAUCGUCGGACGGUAACACUACUGUUACAACAACAGAAGAGGAUGAAGAUGAAAGUUAGAGGCUCUGUAGCGUGUGGUUUAGUUUUUAGCCAUUCGAUGAUGAUUCUACGGAUGGAUGAGUCCACGGAUUAUAUGUUUUUUUUUCCACUUCCCUCCUAACAAACCUUUAGUAUACUUGGAA